GGAGCAUAUAGGCACCAUUUCAACAUAAUUUUUCUUGAAAAGAAAUACUCUCAGCUCAUUCAUGGAUCAACUAUUCUGGUGUGGAAAAAUAUUAUAAAGCCGGGGAUAGUGACAAUAUUAAAGAACUAAAAGGUGACCAUAUACUCAAUACCAUUUCUAUCAACCAAACCCACGAUAGCGAGUUCCAACGCACAGCUCAAAUAUUACAGGCCAUACAACCCAACAGCAAGGGAGAAGUGCUUAUAGACUAGGAAGAUACGUCAAGCCAUAAUAGUAGGUAUGAAACAAACCAAGGCUACCAAUUCCGAAAGAGCCGGACCCGGUAAGAGGAAAAACGCCGCGAUGGAGGAUUAUGAGAUGCAAAUGCGUAUGCUCGAGGAGCAGAACAAAAAAAGACUAAUGAUGGCUCGCGUGCCCGACGACCGAAUACCGGUACCUGAAAAUCACGACAAAUAUGAUCUUUGGUCUGCCAAUUCAGAAGCAGCCUCUGUUCAGGAUCCAAUGCUAAGCAAUUGCUCCCGCACAACCGGGGUGUUCCAAUUGCCACAGCCUAGAUUUCAGAUAGUGUACCGUGUGGGGACCGAAGGAAGUCAUACGCGGAUGUAUCUUGACGGACCACGGUGGAUAGAGGGCGAGGCCUUGGCGGGCAAAUUUCCAAUACACGACAUGCAAUCGCAUCUUGAAAAGAGCCCGGAGAUUUGCUUCAUUGUGUACAGAGACUUUUCUGUCCCCGUCUCGAGAAAAAAGGGGUUCGAUCAUACCCUAUCCGUACCAAAACACAACUCAGAGACAAUAGAGACAACUACUACGGAUCUAACUACGGCUGUUACGAAAUUCAUGGGGUUCUAUGGCUUCGUUGCAGAUACAACGGACGAUAUAGGGAGAUCAGAUGCUCCAGGUCGCCAUUCUGCUGAUGCUGGUGACCUGACCAAGCUUCUAGCUCCAUAUCCCGCCUUUUAUCACGCCACAAGAAAAGCCAUGGAUCAAUUCCUCGAGUCACUAGAUCACUCACAGAAGCAACAAUUCGAGUCAUUACUUGCCUAUAUUAUGCCUUAUUAUGGAUAUGAAUAUAAUGACGCCGAGAAAAUAAUUGGCAACGGCAGAAUCACGAAACAAUACUUUAAGUACCUCUUCAAACCUGGUGACGUGGUCGUGCAAAAGGAAGAUGAUGAAGCAAGGGGCCUCCUAUGUACUUCUUGGGUUACUGAAAAACCAAUCGAAGACGAAAAAGGGGUAGCAUUGGGAAAGAAGGUACUCAAGAUACGAUACACGAUCAAGGCUCGCCACUGGGACUUUGAUGGCGCAUUUUCACGCAAGACGACCAAUUUAAUAUGGAAAAUAGAUGAAAGCUAUGAUUCGGAAUUGGUAAUCGAUAGCUUGAGCAUCUGCCCUUUGAGUUGUGUGAACGAAAACCUGGCAGCCAAACUGCGACGCAGAGGGGAAUGGAUUUGGAAGUGUCGUACGAAGCAGCUGGUAUCAUACCAUGAAGAUGUAAAUCGACGAUCACACUACCCGGAAGAUGAAAGGUGCAUGAUCGACAUGAUGGUAUAUCGUGAGUUACACAAACAAGAUACGAAACGCGAUACUUCCCGGUGGAUAUCUUCAGACUGCUCGGGGACGGAUGACCUAGGUCCCGAGGCGAUAAAGCGAGACGAGUUACCUUCCUCCGAGUUCCUGUAUUUGUUACCUGCCACCAUCAAGGGCUUUAACCUUAAGAAAAAGAAAUGGGUGGAUCUAAAGGUCGAUAAUCUGGGCGAAGUAGUAUGGAAUGAGGCGGCAUUUGAGAGGCUAGUUCUCGAAGAGAAUACCAAGAAAUUGAUUCGAGCCCUCGUCAGCGACCAGAUCGAACCUAAGAAGUCAACAGAUCUCAUAAGUGGCAAAGGGAAUGGCUUGAUCAUGUUGCUUCAUGGAGGUCCCGGCACGGGAAAGACUCUGACCGCCGAGAGCGUGGCCGAGAUUUCCCGGAAGCCACUCUAUCCCGUCACUUGUGGUGACAUAGGAACGGAGCCGGAAGCUGUUGAGAACUAUCUUGAGUCCGUUUUGCACCUUGGAAAGACCUGGGGGUGUGUUGUCCUACUCGACGAAGCCGACGUAUUUCUUGAACAGCGCAGUCCCCAGGAUCUCCAUAGAAAUGCACUGGUAUCUGUGUUCCUCCGAGUACUCGAAUAUUAUGAGGGGAUAUUAAUUUUGACGAGCAAUCGAGUCAGUACCUUCGACGAAGCGUUCAAGUCACGUAUACAACUGGCUAUCCACUACAACGACCUGACCUUUUACGAACGCUUCAAGAUCUGGGAAAAUUUCAUCUCACGCUUACAGGAUUUAGAAGGAGAGGAGAUUGAUGCUGCUGAUCUAAAAGAUCACAUAAAGGACUUGGUCCAGUUUGAGAUGAACGGAAAAGAGAUCCGAAAUGCCAUCUCGAAUGCACGACGGUAUACCCGAUGGGAAAGAAAACAGCAGCGAAACCCAGAGAAUUGCAAACUUGAUUAUGCGAAGAUCAAGUUUAUCAUCGACACUACUAGCAAGUUUGACGACUACAUAAAAAGGACUGAACGGAGGAUAUAACUACGUCGCGGUAGAUGAGGGGUUAAGGGUCGAAGUUUGAAAGGGGUAAUGAUCCGUCAGUUUCUAAGGGUACCUCGUAAGGCAAGUUAUUGGCUGGCUGCAAGAUGGAGAAGAGGAUUAUCCCCGGAAUCUGGAUCUAAACUGAUAUAUGCGUAUUUUUCUUGCCUUUGUUGGUUUCCUUUCUCCUUACGAAUACACUAUGUUAUGUUUCUUUUUUUUAUUCAGGAACUUCAUAGGCUGUAGGUCAUGUACUUUCUUAUCUCAGCUGCCAAGCUGCCACAUCACGUAAAUGGGUACUAUAUAAGUAAAGGUUGAAGACGUAGGGGAGGCUGCAUCGGGCCAUAUGCAGCAACGAUCUUCCCCUCUUAUUUCCAUAUCUACCCUAGAUACUCAGUCAGCACCAGCGCCACGAAGAAUAAAGAG
Molecule: messenger RNA, 2985 nt
Organism: Daldinia vernicosa
Lineage: Eukaryota; Fungi; Ascomycota; Sordariomycetes; Xylariales; Hypoxylaceae
Product: P-loop containing nucleoside triphosphate hydrolase protein
Exons: 2
Coding region: 280-2562 (760 amino acids)
Molecular function (GO): ATP hydrolysis activity; ATP binding
Source: RefSeq, a predicted model, not a curated record